AUGAUUCCUCCACAAUCAUCUCUACAACAGCUAAAAAAUCUGAUUCUGAUGAACACUAGAUUGGUUGGAAAAAAGGAGAUCAGUACGCUGAUUUAUAGGAUGCCAGUUACGGUAGCAAGUUCGUUUGCAUAUCAGAAAAUGCAUAUUAAAUCUGACCAGUACGUGUCGAUGGUGUUUUCGUAUCAUCGUAGUAUUGGAAGCAUCUAUUCUAUGGAAUUUUGUGUGAAACUCCAAGAUGUAGGGGGCAGCUCAUCUAGUUCGAAUAACGUAGAGGAAAUGCGAAAUUCUAGUGCUGGUGAAUGCAUUCCGUUUUUGGAGAUUGGUAGGGCUCGCAGUCCGUCCUUUAACGCCUUCGUGGCCCCCGCCCAGAAUGCAGAAAUUCCUCACCGACGUCCCUCCCCCACUGUCCAUGUUGCAUAUCUGGAAGGAAUGACCGACGGGUUGGUUGACUCCUCUGAGAAAGACGAGAUUGAAGAUGAUAGCGAAGAGGAAGCAGAAGUUGUUCCGAAAACCCAACCGCUUGAGGGCGAUAGGGUUAUCCCAACUCGUGUCGAACCGAUAAAUGUGGCAAGGGUUAGAGGUCUUUCCAGCAGCACCCCCGACCACUACCUGCACCUGAGUCUUGGUCCAAUGAACUCGAUAACUGCGGAGGACAUACCCAGUAACUAUGGUUUGACCGGUGAAAUAGAGCUAGAGCUUGGCUUGAAAUUCCUGAAUAAAGAUGCAGCAAUGCUUGCUAUUAAGAACUACAACAUCCGUCGAAGUGUAGAUUUCAAAGUAGUGGAGUCAGAUCAUACUGGGUAUGUAUGUCGAUGCAAACUUUUUGGUGACCAAUAUUGCUGGAUGGUCAGGGUUGCAAAGACGAGGGCGUCCAGAUUUUGGGAAGUUCGAAAAUACCAGGGGCCUCAUAGUUGUUUGGCGUCUACGACGUUGCAAGAUCAUGCUCAACUUGAUUCAAAAUGUCAUAUGUCAGCACAUAUUUCCCAUGGUUCAGGCAGACGCGACCAUUUGCAUAAAGGUACAAUUGUCGACCUUCAAACCCGACCAUACUACGUUGGCAACACGCUCGACCGUGACAGUGUCAUGUUUCAUCAAGUAUUCUGGUCAUUUCCAUCGUGUGUCGAGGCAUUCAAGCACUGCAAGCCCCUGGUCUCGGUUGAUGGAACACGCCUGUAUGGUAAGUACACGAGAACCUUGUUGAUUGGAAUAGCACAGGACGAAAACAACAACAUACUUCCGAUAGCUUUCGCGCUUUUGGAAAAGGAGAACACAGAUGCGUGGUACUUAUUUCUGACCAACUUAAGGAGACAUGUGGCUACUCAACCGGGAGUUCUGCUGAUCUCUAACAGGCAUGUAGCUAUAAAGGCUGCGGUCGAGCGAGAUGGUUGUGGAUGGGAACACAAUGUUUACUGUGUCCGACACAUUGCGUCCAACUUUGCAACAAACUUCAAGAGUAAGAAAGCCAAAAAAGGCACCUUGUUAACGCGGCAUACUCGAAGACGCAAGAGCAGGCACAAUACUACCUUGAGUUAA
Molecule: messenger RNA, 1533 nt
Organism: Arachis duranensis
Lineage: Eukaryota; Viridiplantae; Streptophyta; Magnoliopsida; Fabales; Fabaceae
Exons: 2
Coding region: 1-1533 (510 amino acids)
Source: RefSeq, a predicted model, not a curated record